This is a messenger RNA of Gossypium raimondii (Peruvian cotton), 1227 nucleotides long. Its product is annotated as multiple organellar RNA editing factor 7, mitochondrial. Gene Ontology annotation, cellular component: mitochondrion. The record is from RefSeq and is a predicted model, not a curated record. NCBI's taxonomy places the organism in Eukaryota, Viridiplantae, Streptophyta, Magnoliopsida, Malvales, Malvaceae. The transcript is spliced from 4 exons. The coding region runs from base 65 to 640 and encodes 191 amino acids. Gene Ontology annotation, biological process: cytidine to uridine editing; mitochondrial mRNA modification.
AUUGAGGAUUUAUAGUGUAGUUUUAUCCUCUACUUUCUUUUCUUUUCCUGCGGGAACAAAAACAAUGUUAUCAAGCGUCGCUCAGAAGCUAAUCGGUCGCCGUUUCUCACCUUAUCCAUCAUCUAGUUUAUGCAUACUCUCGAGAUAUUUCUCCAGCGACUCAGGAUCCGAUAACUCAGUGCUUCCUGAGACAACCAAGUUGACUCGGACGCCAGUUCUGGUGGAGGGAUGUGACUAUGAACACUGGUUCGUAGUUAUGGAGGCUCCCAAGGGAUACCCACUUCGAGAUGAGAUCGUUAGCACCUACAUUAAAACCCUAGCAAUGGCUUUGGGAAGUGAGGAGGAUGCCAAGAAGUCUAUAUACUCAGUUUCCACCAAGUAUUAUUAUGCAUUUGGUUGCGAAGUACCAGAAGAUUUGGUUUUUAAGAUUAAAACUCUGCCUAAUGUGAAAUGGGUUUUACCAGAUUCUUAUUCGGGGGACCCUGGUGAUAAUAGCUAUGGAGGAGAACCGUUCAUUGAUGGGAAGGUUGUUCCGUAUGAUGACAAGUAUCACUCUGACUGGAUCCAGGCUCGAAAUGAUGAUAGAAGUAAAGGAACAACUCAUCCAAAAAAAGCAAGUCUAAAACAAAAGAAACAGUAGUAUUAUUGCGAGCAUGCUACUGAUCUUCAGCUUUGUCUUAAAUGAAUUUUCCGAACUUGCCCAAUAUUUCCCAUGUUUUAGGAGGAAUGAAAGAAACGAAGCAAAUGCACCAAAAUCAGAUGUUGGUUUGGACUAUCCUGUCAAUCGAGCCUCAGAUAUUUGUUUUACUCUUUCGCUGUAUGGUUUAGUGCUUUGGGGUGGAAUUCAUGGUCGAAAUGAAUGUUUACACUGCUGUUCAAAGCUUGGUAACGUUGGCUCAUAAUGCGAGUUUGAUAAACUACAACUAAAAGGACCAGAUGGUUCAAUAACCAGCCGUUGGCCUAAUACUGGUGUGUGCUGAGAGUAAGAGAAGAGAUGACCAGGCUGGCAUUGGUUUAUGCUACAAAUAUUCAAGAAUCCGGUAAGGUUGCUUGGCGUAUUUAUAUAUUUCGAAAUCGGAAAGGUGUUCAGUUGCUUUUGAUCUAAAGAGAAACCCUUAAGGUAAGGGUGCUUUGUGUUCUCUUUGUACGAUUGUAAGCAGAGAGAACUCAACUUUUCUGGCUACUAUGAAUUAUUUGAUGGAUGAUCCAAAAAAAAUUUGUUAUUAA